CAAUUCUCUAUCUAAUAAUUCAAUAAACUUGUUACCAACAGUCAUUCUUUGUUACAAAUGUUGAUUUACUGUUAGAAUAGAAAUACUGCCAACUCAAAGUUCUUCCUCAUUGUGCACAGGGCAUGUUCAGCUCCAGAGGUAGAAGGCUUCUCAUGGCUGAUGCAGAUGGAGCAAGUAAAUUCUCUGACUUAGCAAGAUUAGAGACUGCUUUAGACGAUCUGAAUGGAAAGAAGGGGCACAAAGCUGUAAUAGUUUGUGGUUCAAGAGCUCAUCUUCAAGAUGAAGCUGUGGCACAACGUUCUCUCUUUAGGAACUUUCUAAUGUAUGGCUUUCAUUUCCUUGUGUGGUUUCUUUGUGUGCGAGGAAUCAAAGACACACAGUGUGGAUUUAAGCUUUUCACAAGACCAGCGGCACUGUUAACGUUUUCUGCCCUGCAUGUGGAGAGGUGGGCCUUUGAUGUAGAGUUGCUUUACAUUGCACAGCAGUUAAAGAUCACUCUUGCAGAAGUAGCCAUCAACUGGAAAGAGAUUGACGGUUCAAAGAUGGUUCCAUUUUGGAGUUGGUUACAGAUGGGUAAAGAUCUACUUCUCAUUAAUUUACGAUAUCUUGUUGGAGCUUGGAGAAUCGAACCAAUGAAGCUAAAGAGCCAAUAAAAUACGUAAAUUAUCAAUAUACAAUGCAACCUUGAAGUAGCGCCGAAAAUAUCGGUUUUUGAUGAAACGAUACUCGUUUUUGAUCGUUAACGUGACUAGAACUGGAGAAAGGACAGCCUCCGAUGUUCUGAGCAAUACACGACUCUUGUUACUGCGCAGCUUUAUUUUUUACGGUUAGGCCUACCGUCCGCAUUAGUAAGUCACGAAAACGGAGCUUUUCAAAAACGCUCU
This is a messenger RNA of Orbicella faveolata, 884 nucleotides long. Its product is annotated as dolichyl-phosphate beta-glucosyltransferase-like. Gene Ontology annotation, cellular component: endoplasmic reticulum membrane. NCBI's taxonomy places the organism in Eukaryota, Metazoa, Cnidaria, Anthozoa, Scleractinia, Merulinidae. Gene Ontology annotation, biological process: protein N-linked glycosylation. The record is from RefSeq and is a predicted model, not a curated record.